This is a messenger RNA of Fusarium redolens, 1926 nucleotides long. RefSeq lists its product as uncharacterized. The record is from RefSeq and is a predicted model, not a curated record. The coding region runs from base 1 to 1926 and encodes 641 amino acids. The transcript is spliced from 6 exons. Lineage: Eukaryota; Fungi; Ascomycota; Sordariomycetes; Hypocreales; Nectriaceae.
AUGGCUACACUAUCUCAAACCUCAAGUCUCGCAGACGAUAUUCCGGAAUGGACAUCCGGUUGUCCAACCUGCAAAGCAAUCUGGCUCCAAUUCGCAGACCCUGAAUCUUCGUCUGAGACCAAUCUUGGAUCUUCUAAAGAAGCUCUUUCGACUACGUGCCCUAAUCACAAAGUACUAGUGCAGAGAUUCAUUGAUUAUGUACUCUCUGAGGGACCUCACAGUGAAUGUUUCAGUAGUAGUGACUUGAGGUUCCGAAAACUAGGCGAAGGCUUUAGCAUAACUAUCAAUCAAUCCUUAUCUGGAAGAGGCUAUCUUUGGAAUUUGCUAUUAAAGCAUAGAUGCGUUUCUUCCCAUGGCGCCAAAUGCAAAAACCCUCUCAAAAAGCAAUGUAUUAUCCCUGGCCAUUUACCCGUCAACUAUGUGGCAAUAAGUUACACUUAUAGAAACCAUACUCAGCCAGUUAUUACUUCAAGCGACUUCACAAGGCUACAGAAGCCCUUCUCUUUAGAAACCACAGAUUUUUCACACUUUGUCUCGCCAAUCGUUCGUCACGCUAUAUGCCUAACUUCAGUCAUUGAGGAGCGGUAUCUAUGGGCAGAUGCACUCUGUAUCACUCACCACGACCCCAAGGCUGCUUCUGAGCAAUUGAGAUCAAUGGGCGCUAUUUAUGCUAAUGCCAUUGUGACUAUUGUUGCCACAGAUGGUGACUCUGAGUCCGGGAUACCUGGCCUCAAGGGCAUAUCGAGCCCUCGAGGGAUGAGACAGAAUAUCAUUCCUUUUGGGGAUGAGAGACUGUUGUUCGGAACAACAUGUCAGGAAUAUGCAAUGGCCAAGAGAAAGAUCAUCUUUAAUAACCUCGAGCUACACUGGGUAUGCGCGUGUAGUUUAUGGCAUGAGGAGCUGACUUUGUUUACUGAGAUCGAUAAUGAGCUCUAUCCUCAGUCCAAUAUCGCAAUGGCAGGGUUCCUGGAUGACUCGUCCCUUCGCCGCUAUUUUGGUGGAUACAACCAGAGGUCGUUGACCUUCGAGGAAGAUGCACUUCCAGCUCUGUCGGGUCUACUAUCAGUUUUCAGUCGGUCCUUUGAAGGAGGGUUCCUUUAUGGAAUCCCAGAGAUGUUCUUUGAGCACAGUCUCGGCUGGCGACCGUGUGGGAACGGAUGUCUCCAACGCCGCAUCCCAUCAGGCAGACCUAUCGAAAGUCGUUUCGAAUCUUCUGGUAUUCCUUCGUGGUCGUGGCUGGGUUGGAAAGGUUCUGUCGAUACGCGGUGCCAGACAGCAAUUCGGGUUGCCAGCAACUAUGUCUCAGGAGAAGCCUAUUUCGACAAGCGUGAUGGCUAUAAGGAUUUCAUCAACCCUAUGCCCCCUGGGUGGACGCGUGUAGCAGCGCCUGAUAAUGAGCCCCGCCUCUACCCCGAUGGAUGCGGCAGGUAUAUUUUCAAGCAUGAAUCUAUGCUUGAACACUAUGGGGGACCAAUAGAGUGGUACUACCCAUUUCCAGUAGAUGAAAUCCAGGAAUUAACACCUCCCUUCAUGCCAGAGCAAACCCAAUAUUUAUUCUGUAACACAGUCCAAGCCAGACUGUUAGGAUAUCAGCAGGACUCCGAUCAGUUGCAAUAUCUAUGGGACAACGAAGCAAAGCUUUGUAAUAAAUUUGGAAAGGUUAUUGGAAAACUGCACCUGCUUAACAAGGAUUCGAGGGAUCGUUUCCCGGAGAAUGCGAAUGGAACUGAGGCAGGGCUACCAGUGGAUAUAGUAGCGGUGUGCAGACUGAAAAGAUGUUCCAAGACAUGGCAUCGAGAAGAAAUGGAAUCUCGAUUGCCGCUUAUUAAGGAGGAUUUAUACCUUGUGCUAUGUGUUGACGGAGAAGUGAUAGCAGCAGAAUGGGAAAAUCUAGAUCCAGAGAAGGUUUCUCUUGUCCUUGGGUAG